AUGGAUGCAGGCUACAAUUGGCCAAUGUAUUCAAUGCAUCGAGGUCAUUUUCAGCAACUUUUACUUCGUCAUGUACGCGACGAGGUGGGCGAGAUGUCUGUGCGGCUUGGUCAGAAAUUAGUUGCAGUUCAAUCGCAGCCAAACCACGUGGAAGUUGAUUUUGUCAACCCAACAACAGGUGAAUUAAAUACAGAAAUAGCCAAAGUGCUAGUGGCCGCUGACGGAAUUAAUUCAACAGUACGUAAGAUUCUCUAUCCCAACGAGGGCCCUCCUCUCUGGAGAGGUCUCACCGUAUGGCGUGGUGUGACACCAAUUCAGAAAGCCUUUCUCGAUGGACGAACAAUGAUCUGUAUAGGAAAUCCAGACAAAUGCGAAAUGUUCAUUUUUCCCAUAAGCAGCAAUCUCGUCAAUUGGGCUUGUAUUGUUCGAACUGGAGAUCCAGAAAUUCGAGUUUCACAAGUGACACCUGACUGGAAUAACCUCGGUCGUAUUGAAGAUCUCCGUCCUUUGUUGUUGAACAUGAAACUAGACUUUCUCGACAUUGAUCAUCUGAUUAGCUCAUCGAUAAUUGUUAAUGAAUUCCCGAUAACCGAUCGUGAUAUUCUUCCACGAUGGACACAUAAUCGCGUCACUUUACUUGGUGAUGCCGCUCAUCCAAUGUAUCCAAAUGGAGGCAACGGAGCCUCACAAGCCAUUGUCGAUGCUCGUGGCCUCACGCUUUCCUUUCGUGAACACGGUGUUACUCCUAAAGGGCUCCAAGCAUACGACGACCUUCGACGUUCGGCUUCACAUGCUUUUGUUCUGGCUGGUCGAGAGUAUGGUCCCGACAAGGUUCUAAAACUCGUUGAUGAGCGUGCACCAAAUAGUUUUCAACAUUUUUCUGAAGUUAUCUCACCGACAGAAGUCGAAGCCAUGUUUUCUAAUUACAAGCGACUGGCUGGCUGGAAUGCACAACAACUUAAUCAAGAGCCUCCUCUCUUUUAA
This is a messenger RNA of Rotaria sp. Silwood1, 984 nucleotides long. The record is from the annotation of a GenBank genome assembly. NCBI's taxonomy places the organism in Eukaryota, Metazoa, Rotifera, Eurotatoria, Philodinida, Philodinidae.